CGUUACUUUUCCCCGCACCUUUCCCCUUUAAAACCACCAAAACACAAAAAAAUCAAAUCAUCAUCUCAUAACAACAUGGCUCCUAAAACAUUUGCACAUCUUUUCCUUCUACUUUCAUCAUUGCUUUCAGUUGGGACAUUGAGGAUAGUUCAUGGUGAUAAAACAUGGUGUGUCGCAAAGCCAUCGUCCACCGAUACCAUGCUAUUAAAUAACAUUCAGUAUGCAUGCUCACAAGUGGAUUGCAAGAUCUUGCAGAAGGGUGGUGCAUGCUAUUCGCCAGAUAGCUUGAUUAAUCAUGCAUCCAUAGCCAUGAAUAUUUACUAUCAGUGCAAAGGAAGAAACACAUGGAAUUGUAACUUUGGUAGCACUGGUUUAAUUACUAUCACUGAUCCAAGUUAUGGAGGUUGCCAGUAUAUGUAAUGAUCGGCAUGAAGAAGAUGAUGAUUUUUAGCAAUUAUGACCAUAGUUACCAUUUGUUACUUAAUUAGAGUUAUUUGAUGCAACAUACUUAAUUAGUCAAAUUUGAGACAAAAUGACGUGUUUAGAUCAAUAUUUUCUUGUCAAGUUAUAAUUAAUUAGUCAAAUUUGUAAUCCGAUUGGAGAAGAUUGUGAUUGUGUUUGAAAAACGGAGAAAUUCAAGAAUGAAAUCGAGUUGCCCCGAGGAGUAGACCAGAUUCCCAAGUUCCGGCUGACUCGCAUAAUUGUUUUCUUUCUUGAUUUUACUGUUAUGUAUUUGGAUUAUCUGAAAUUGUUUUCAGUUGAUAAAACUGAUGCGUAUCAUUUUGAAGUUCUCAAAUCUGUUCUUGAAUUUAAUUGGAUGUUGACUUUGAUGGGUACUUAAUUUCUUUUCUACAUAUUAAACUCACUAGUUUGGAUUUGUUUGGUUGUAAUAAUCUACUGGAG
Lactuca saligna is the source of this 903-nucleotide messenger RNA. The record is from the annotation of a GenBank genome assembly. Lineage: Eukaryota; Viridiplantae; Streptophyta; Magnoliopsida; Asterales; Asteraceae.